This is a messenger RNA of Cotesia congregata, 780 nucleotides long. The record is from the annotation of a GenBank genome assembly. NCBI's taxonomy places the organism in Eukaryota, Metazoa, Arthropoda, Insecta, Hymenoptera, Braconidae.
AUGAAUAGUGCAAAAGCUGAAAAACGUCUGGCGAUUCUUUAUUCUGCAGCUGCAUUACUCUCAGUGAUAUCAUUUAUUUGCAUUAUAACUACCUGGCAAUACUGGGCUUGGACCUUGGACAGUUGUUUUGAGACUGACUGUAAUUGUAUUUUUUAUGGUGUUAAUGCAUUUAGCAAACUAAGAGGUGGAGACGCUAAAAUUUGUCACUUUGCGACUUAUGCCGUCAUUCCAUCUGUUUUAUUUAGUAUUGGAUUCGGUCUUUAUCACGGCUAUCGAACUUGUAUCAAUAAAAAAUUAAGUGAACCUAAAAUCAUAGCCAGAAGAUCAGUUAAUUUCAGCAGUGAUGAAGUAGACGGAAAUGUCGUAGUCGUAACUCCGAAGAGCCGAUCCCCGUGUAAACAUUGGACGCCAACAACUUUCUUAGCAGCAUUAAUCACAUGUCUGUCUCUUGCUCACUCUAUCGUUGUCACCGAUGGUUAUUACAAAACCUGUGAACAAUAUAAAAAAAGAAUAAUUCACGUUUUGGGAUCAUCAGGACGCGAAGCUGUGGCGGUCCACAAUCGUUUGAGCUGUAGCGCAAUAUUCGAUUACAUGGAUUACAUUGAGCCUGAUUCGAACAAUUGGAGGCGAGGUGAUGAAAUGAAUACCGGAUUAGCUUUACUCUUUGCUCUUAUUUCUAUUUGGUCAAAUUUUAUCAUCUGGAUAAUUAUUUUCAUAAUUAAUUUUGUCAUGGCAAGACAGAGGCACAGAAAUUCUGGUGAAAAAUCUUGUUGCUCUUAA